This is a messenger RNA of Endocarpon pusillum Z07020, 1377 nucleotides long. RefSeq names its product Benzoate 4-monooxygenase. Gene Ontology annotation, molecular function: monooxygenase activity; heme binding; oxidoreductase activity, acting on paired donors, with incorporation or reduction of molecular oxygen. The transcript has a single exon. Lineage: Eukaryota; Fungi; Ascomycota; Eurotiomycetes; Verrucariales; Verrucariaceae. The record is from RefSeq and is a predicted model, not a curated record. The coding region runs from base 1 to 1377 and encodes 458 amino acids.
AUGUCUCCAUUGCGGAUCCUGAUGCAAUUCAAUCAGUCUACGGCCACGGCAACGAGUUCACUAAGAGGUAGUGCUGUUGAUAUUUUCUACAAACUUUAUGUCUCGAAGCUGAGACAGCUACCUAGUGAAUACUAUGAUGCUUUCGUGUCCAUCCAGAGGGGACUGUUCAACACGAGAGACCGAAAGGAACAUACUCGCAAACGCAAGACUGUUUCUCACACAUUUUCUGCAAAGUCCAUCGGCCAAUUUGAACAGUAUAUUCAUGGAAACCUGGAACUGUUCGAGAAGAAAUGGAAUGGCAUUUGUGAGACACAAGCAGAUCCCCAAACCGGCUAUGCCUCAAUUGAUGCACUGAAUUGGUUCAACUAUUUGGCCUUUGACAUUAUUGGCGAUCUUGCCUUCGGUGCACCAUUUGGAAUGCUCGAGAAAGGCAGAGACGUAGCUGAAGUGCAAAAAUCCCCUAACAGCGAGAUCACGUCUGCUCCAGCUAUCGUGGUUCUAAACCGCAGGGGUGAAGUCUCAGGCACCCUUGGCUGCUUUCCUCAGCUCAAACCAUACGCAAGAUAUCUACCGGACCCAUUUUUCAGCAAGGGCAUUGAAGCUGUGGAAAAUCUCGCAGGCAUUGCUGUGGCCAGAGUUGAAGCUAGACUUCGAACUCCCGAUACUGGUCGGGUUGACCUCUUGGCGCGGUUGAUGGAGGGGCAAGAUGAGAAAGGAGAAAAGCUAGGACGACAAGAAUUGACCGCUGAAGCUCUCACUCAGCUCAUUGCUGGGAGUGAUACCACUUCCAACACUUCAUGUGCACUACUCUACUGGACACUUACAACCCCUGGUGUAUUAAAGAAUUUGCAAAAGGAGCUGGAUGCAGCCAUCGAACCAGGAGUGCCAUCGUAUGACCAAGUCAGGGAGCUAAAGUACAUGAACAACGUAAUUCAAGAAACGUUGCGCAUCCACAGCACGUCUUCUCUUGGCUUACCACGACUGACUCCGAUGGCUGCACCAGGUCAGCCAUCCCCACCUCCGGUCGAGAUACUAGGACACAAAUUCCCACCUGGCACCUCUCUAUCCGUCCCAUCGUACACAAUUCAUCAUUCCAAAUCGGUUUGGGGUGACGAUGCAGACGAAUUCGUCCCAGACCGCUGGGACACAAUUACAAAGAGACAGAAGAACUCCUUCAUUCCAUUCUCAUAUGGACCAAGAGCUUGUAUCGGAAGGAAUGUUGCUGAGAUGGAACUUGCUUGUAUUGUUGGUACAGUUUUCCGCAAUUUUGAAUUUCAGAUGCAACAGGACGGUCCAUUGGAAACAAGAGAAGGUUUUUUGAGGAAGCCGCUGGGGUUGAAAGUUGGAAUUAGGCGGAGGGAAAAUGCAAAGGUCUAA